Molecule: messenger RNA, 4251 nt
Organism: Etheostoma spectabile (orangethroat darter)
Lineage: Eukaryota; Metazoa; Chordata; Actinopteri; Perciformes; Percidae
Exons: 13
Coding region: 272-3856 (1194 amino acids)
Biological process (GO): regulation of transcription by RNA polymerase II
Molecular function (GO): DNA-binding transcription factor activity, RNA polymerase II-specific; RNA polymerase II cis-regulatory region sequence-specific DNA binding
Source: RefSeq, a predicted model, not a curated record
UGUUACAAAAAAAUCGAAUUAAUUAUUGACCGCUCCACUUUGGGGUCAACAGCGCAGUUGCAUUAUUUCACCACAAGAGGGCCCUAAUAUGUCAGUCAACAACCUUUCCAACAGUUGUCCAAGGCUAAAAAGGAAGACAAGUAGUGUAGAUAUGACCUAAGUAACUUACUGAACAACCAGUAUUUAUUUCUUUAACAAUCGCAGUCCAGGAGAUAAGAUACAGUUCCACAAUAUUUCUCUGUAUGUGUUUCCUGCAGAUGUUGAGCAGCUGAUGGUGGUUGAAGAAGAAAUUCCCCCUGAGCAGCAGGAUUGUAGCUCCAGUGUGGACCAGGAGGAGUCAGAGGCCCCCCCACACAUUAAAGAGGAACAGGAGGAUCUGUGGGGCAGUCAGGAGGGGGAGCAGCUUCAAGGGCUGGAGGAAGCUGAUAUCACCAAGUUCCCAUUCACUCCUGUCCCUGUGAAGAGUGAAGAUGAUGAAGAGGAAGCUCAAUCCUCACAGCUUCAUCAAAGACAAACUCAACACAUGGAAACAGAAGCUUAUGGAGAAGACGGUGGAGGACCAGAACCAGCAAGGAACUCGCGUCCACAUCCACUUUUACAACCAGAGACUGAAGAACAGACUGGAGACUCGUCUGAACCUGAGACUAAUGACAGUGCUGAUUGGAAGGAGACCAGAGAACCUCAGUCAGCUUUAAACUCUCUGAAACAUCGUUCAAUAGUUAAGAAACGAUUUAGCUGCUUGGAGUGUGGGAGGAGAUUUGUCCACAAACAACAUCUGAAGAGACACUUGAUAACUCACACAGGGGAAAAACCUUUUAGAUGCUCUCAGUGUGGUAAAGCUUUUACUGAAAGUCAACACUUGAAGAGACACAUGAUAACCCACACAGGAGAAAAGCCUUUCCGCUGCUCUGAGUGUGGUAAAGCUUUCUCUGAUAGUGGAACUCUGAAGAAACACAUGAUAAUUCACACAGGAGAAAAACCUUUCAGCUGCCCAGUUUGUAAGAAAUCUUUUACACAGAGUGGAAAUUUACAAAAACACAUGAGACUCCACACGGGAGAAAAACCUUUUAGCUGCUCUGAGUGUGGUAGAGCUUUCACUGAUAGUGGAAACCUGAAGAACCACAUGAUAACUCAUUCUGGAGACAAACCUUUCAGCUGCUCAAUCUGUAAGAAAACUUUGACACAGAGUGGAGCAUUAAAGAUGCACAUGAGAAUCCACACAGGAGAAAAACCUUUCAGCUGCUCAGUUUGUAACAGAAGAUUUGCCCAGCGGUCUAAUUUCAAAAAACAUAAAUGUGUUGGUCAGAUGGUAACAGAAGCUCAUGAAGAGGACCGUGGAGGAUCAGAACCAGCCAAGAACUCACAUCCACAUCCACUUUUACAACCAGAGACUCAAGACCAGACUGGAAACCCUUCUGAUCCUGAGACUGAUGACAGUGCUGAAUGGAAGGAGACCAGAGAUCCUCGGUCGGCUUCACACUCUCUGAAACGUGAUUCAAGACGUAAGAAAACGCUCAUCUGCUCUGAGUGUGGGAGGACAUUUGACAUCAACUCAAAUCUGAAGAAACGCAUGCUAUCUCACACUGGAGAAAAGCCUUUCAGCUGCUCAGUUUGUAAUAAAUCUACCCAGAGUGGAGAUUUACAGAAACAGAUUUCGCGAGAUUUCCAGGCUAGAGAGAACGAGCUACGACCGGUCGAGCGGGAUAUUGGUUUUUCCUCGAGAGACACCGUGACUCGCAAACGAGCAAAGCAUGGCAGUUGCUCAGUGUUUGGAUGUACAAAUGAACAUAAAAGUCUUUUUUUAGCUCCUUCAGCCGUGUCUGUGAAGAGCCAGUGGGUUAAUUUUAUUAUUUCUGGCAAUGCGGCGACACAGCUUCCCAAAGUUUUGUACGUCUGCGCCAAACACUUCACCGACGACUGUUUCCUCAACUUGGGCCAGUACAGAGCUGGCCUUGCUGAACGUCUGAAGAUAAAGCCUGGAUCAGUACCAACUCUCCGUGGCUCAGCUGCAAACCUCGGACAAACCGGCACGUCCAGCGUCUGCGUCCAGCGGCCGGUCUCCAGGGACGUUGGCUGCCAGACAGACCCCCAGGAGACACGUCCUCUAGCCACACAGCUGUCCUCAGUGACGCCCCGUCCCCAGUGUAGAAGUGAAGGUGUCCAGGCAACUGUCUCCUGCAAAGAUUUCGGUGUGGGGCCUUCGGAUGCAGACCCUUUGUGCCUGUCAUCGAUACCUGUAAAGAGACCACCCAAAAGACCCCGUCUAGACCUGGAUGAGGAGCAGGAGGACAGUCGACUGGAGGGCAGCUCUUUGGUGGACGCUUCCAAGGGACCGGGUCCCGCUCCAGGUCCCGCAGACUCCAUCGCAGCAUCGUUAGACUCAACGCUAAAGUCAGAAGAUUCGUCUGCUCCCACCCACAACGGCAAAAAGUACAUAGUGUACGAGACCUGCAUCCUGGAGUUGUUCAACGCGUGUCCGGUCUGCGCGCUGGCGUGUGACGUGAGAACCCAGCGGAUCGGGACCUUCCUGUCUGUGAAGCAGUGCUGCCCCCGGUGCUCCUUCAGGAGACUCUGGAGCAGCCAGCCGGUCGUUGGGAGCACGCCGGCGGGGGACCUGCACCUCUCGGCCGCCAUGUACCUGAGCGGGGCAUCUUUCACACAAAUUGAAAAGGUCUUCAAGGCAAUGCAGCUCCAGCUGUUUCGGUCUGAAACCUUCCACCGCCACGCCAGAGCGGCCGUUGAACCGGCGGUUGUUCACCACUGGAACGUCUCGCAGGACGGGAAUCUGCAGCGGCUGCGUCAGCAGGACAGAGUGGUACUUGGUGGUGACAUGAGGACGGACUCCCCAGGCCAAUCUGCCAGGUAUGGGAGUUAUUCGAUGAUGGAUCUGCACACCAACACCGUCGUGGACAUUCAGUUGGUUCAGAGCAACGAGGUUGGUGGUAGCUGCCACAUGGAGAAGGAGGGCCUGACGAGGAGUCUGGCCUUACUGGAGUCGCGUGGCGUCCAUCUUGAUUGCAUCGUCACUGAUCGUCAUCCACAAGUCCAGAAGUUCCUCAGGGAGAGGAACAUAACCCAGUACUACGAUGUCCGGCACAUGGCUAAAGGAAUCUCCAAGAAACUGAGAGCGAUCAGCAAGCAGAAGGACUGUGAGAAACUCAGGAAGUGGAUGAAAAGCAUCAAAAACCACGUCUACUGGACCGCAGCCGGGUCCGCCUCCGGGCCAGAGAGAAUCGCCAAGUGGACCGCGAUCCUGAACCACGUUCGGGACGUCCACACGCACGAGGAUCCGCUGUACCCCGAGUGUGAGCAUGUGGUCCGCAAGACCACCGACCGGACUAAAUGGCUCCAAGCAGCGUCCCCAGCGUUCUGUAAGCUGGAGAAGUUGUUGACGAGCAGGCGGACGCUGCGGGACGUCGCCCGGCUGAGCCCCCACCGCCAGGCCCCGUCGCUGGGGGCCCUCCACGCCGACGUCCGCCGCUUCGCCCCCAAGAACGCGGCCUUUCCCUUUAUUACGAGGCUGUGCAGACUCUACCUGGCUGCGAUGCAUUAUAAUGAAAACGCAGAGCGACCACAGGCCGCCCCGGAGGGGGGGGUUCCUCUCCGUCCAGAGGCUCCGAUGGGAGGGGGCAGCGCUAGACCUCAGAAGACACGGCCGACCUUUGGUUACGUUGCUGGCAUGAUGGACCUCAUAUUUGAGGAAGUCUUGAAGAACCCGACGCCGUACACCGCCGCGCUGUUGGCCGUCCCCGUCCCACCGGACCUCUCGGCGCCGCGUGAGCAGCCAGACGAGGGGGGGGUCGUUGCCAGCUUUGUGUCCAGGGUCCAACAGGGGGGCAGUUUAAAUCCUGCAUAGUGGCCUUCCUCAUAAUCGGAUGUGCAGGACCACACAAGCUGGACUAACGACCCGGAUUCUGCGUCCCAGAAGGGUCCCAGCACCAACUCACUAACGAACGGAAGGAGAGAGACCUGGAGUUGGUUCGGAUAGUUAGUCUUAGACAAAUGGAAAAACUCAAAUAUCAUAAUAGUUUUGACCAAAUACCUCAAUAUCGAUACUGCAACGAUAUUGUAGGGUUGACUAUCGGUACUUUCCCAAAAUAUUUACACAAUGGGAUCAUCAGUAAUGUGGAUGUAAUGACUAAGUGGGUGAAGACCAAUCAUAGAACAUCUAGAAGAGUCUGGUAUGUUCAGAUAAUGACAUCACUUUACUGUAAUGGAGCCUUUAAAACCAGGAAAAGACACUUAUGCCAU